CUGUAUUUUCAUGAUUCUCGUAUCCUACAAGCAUGAAUAUAGCACCCAGAAACCGAUUAGCCCACCGAACCUUUUUUGAUUUAUCCAGGGCCGCCACAGUGCGAGAAAGUGCGGCAGUUCGAUUACGUCAGGCUGCCAAAGAUGGUAACAUGGCCGCUGUCAAACGACUCAUUACACAAGUGGCCAACAUUCAAAAUCCUGAUCCUGAUAACGGCUAUACUACCCUCAUGUAUGCAGCUCAACAUGGUCACCUCGAACUGGUAGAAUUCCUGCUGGAAAUGGGCCACGAGGAAGAAGUGAUAUCCGUGGAUAAUGAAGGCAUUACCGUGCUCAUGAUUGCCGCCAUGCAUAAUCACGAAGAGAUAUUUUACAACUACGUGAUACGAUACCCCGAGUGUAUCCAUGCCAUUAGCAAAAAUGGGUGGACCGCUUUAUUAUAUGCAGCGGAAAAUGGCAAUGCCAAUCUUGUCAACUACCUGCUAUCUAUAUCCGCCGACAUUGACCAUGUGGAUAAUGAAGGCAACUCGGCUUUACAUCAUGCUUCGGCUUGGGGUCACACCACCGUGAUGGAGUUACUCGUGCUUAUGAUUAUGCUUACAGCAGUGCUGUGCAAGAUUAUUUAAAAGCACUUUCACAAAUGCCAUUGAACGAUGAUUCUUCCUUCUCCCUAUCACAUUCUUUAAAAUACAAUGCCUCGGCUCGUCCAUACCCAUCUU
Radiomyces spectabilis is the source of this 716-nucleotide messenger RNA. Its product is annotated as ankyrin repeat-containing domain protein. Lineage: Eukaryota; Fungi; Mucoromycota; Mucoromycetes; Mucorales; Radiomycetaceae. The transcript is spliced from 8 exons. Bases 33 to 623 code for a protein of 196 amino acids. Gene Ontology annotation, molecular function: protein binding. The record is from RefSeq and is a predicted model, not a curated record.